ACCUUUUGGCAGAUGAAAAUGUUUUCAUUCCCCCCCCCCCCCACCCCCACUCACCAUACACAUCAACACAUUAACAUAUGAUAUACACUUAUCACACUGUCAGUCACGCCCUUUGCUAAUACAUUUUUGUACUUUUAGACUUUAUCUCAAACAUUGUCUGCCAAAGGAGAAUGUUCACUUCAGUGUGUGACAACAAACUGUGCAUCCCAGAGCUGUGUCAUGUUUCAACCGUGCAUCAAAUAAGGAAAAGUCCUUCACAAGUAUUAUCUGUCAGAGACUUUAACUGUUGGAUUUGAGGUAAUUAUAUAAACAAGGAGGUAUUAUACUUGUGGGAGUGAAUCACCCACGGCAACAAGGAACUGCUUGUAAGUGACAAGGGCUACAUAUGUGCCUGUCUAUAUUAGCCACAGAUGAAGUUAAAACCCAUGUGUCUUAUAAGCUGACUAGCCAUUUCAAAAGUGAUUGUUUUUAUGAUAAGCAUAUUAUUUUUUAUCUUUAUUGCUUGUAAGGAAUCUGGGAAUAUGAAUUCUCACUACCAUGAUGACAACCUACUGGUGACUGUUAGUAACCUCGUUUCUGCUGGCACAGACACUACGUCAUCCAGUAUUAGAUAUGGCUUACUGCUCAUGGCCAAGAAUCCAACAAUUCAAGAACGAGUUCAGGAAGAGAUGAACAGGGUGGUAGGAAGCCGUCAGGUCCGGGUAGAGGACAGGAAGAACCUUCCAUACACUGACACUGUUAUCCAUGAAAUACAGAGGAUGUCCAUCACUGUCCCGUUGAUUCUACAUUGCACCACACGGGAUGUUACCUUCCAGGACUACUUCAUCAAGAAAGGAACUACAGCACUGCUGCUGCUGUCAUCUGCUCUUCGGGAUGAAGACGAAUGGGAAACACCUUACACUUUCAACCCAGCCCACUUCUUAGAUGAGGACGGACAUUUUAAAAAGAGAGACGCUUUUUUACCGUUUUCCGCAGGAGCGAGGGCUUGUGCGGGAGAAAGCUUGGCUAGGAUGGAGCUGUUCCUCUUCUUCACCUCCCUCCUCCAACACUUUAGCUUCACUCCUCCACCUGGAGUUAAAGAGGAUGAACUGGAUCUGACACAGAAUGUGGGCCUAAUCUUGAGUCCAUCACCUCAUAAACUAUGUGCUAUCAGCAGGGUCUGACAGACUUCUAAAGUGUGUUAUCACACGA
Messenger RNA from Labrus mixtus (cuckoo wrasse), 1191 nucleotides. Its product is annotated as cytochrome P450 2K1-like. Gene Ontology annotation, biological process: xenobiotic metabolic process. Gene Ontology annotation, molecular function: heme binding; iron ion binding; oxidoreductase activity, acting on paired donors, with incorporation or reduction of molecular oxygen, reduced flavin or flavoprotein as one donor, and incorporation of one atom of oxygen. Lineage: Eukaryota; Metazoa; Chordata; Actinopteri; Labriformes; Labridae. The transcript is spliced from 4 exons. Gene Ontology annotation, cellular component: cytoplasm; intracellular membrane-bounded organelle. The record is from RefSeq and is a predicted model, not a curated record. Bases 471 to 1163 code for a protein of 230 amino acids.